Messenger RNA from Clarias gariepinus (North African catfish), 1185 nucleotides. RefSeq names its product asialoglycoprotein receptor 1a (gene asgr1a). Lineage: Eukaryota; Metazoa; Chordata; Actinopteri; Siluriformes; Clariidae. The record is from RefSeq and is a predicted model, not a curated record. Bases 79 to 939 code for a protein of 286 amino acids. The transcript has 9 exons.
CACACACACACACAUACACACACCUACACACUCGAUAGAUGAUCAGAUUUUUCUGUAGACGUGAAUGAAGGUCUAAUAAUGAGAGACACUUCAGGAAUAGACACUGAUGAGCCUGAUGACUUCAACACUAGAGACAGCACUGUCUUCUGGAGGAAAGAGGGCUCAAUCGGUGUGAUCGCAGCUUUGCCUUGUCGUGCUCGAUGGAGUGUGUGUUUGUUCUCCAUUUUGGCCAUUCUGCUGCUGGCAAUCAUCAUCUCCAUCUCUCUAACCAGGACACAGGUGGACAGGAGGUUCUCAGGUGUAGAAAGUGACAUGAAGAAUUUGAGUCAGUCUUUAGUGUCCCUCAUCUACAAGAUACAGCAGUUGGAGAACAAGGGUGCUGAGACAGUUCGGAGUGUUAGUGGACUGAGACUCAGUUUAAACAGUCUGCAAAGUCAAUCUCAGGACUUCCUCACUAAGGUAGACCACAUACAAAAUGCUGUGACUCAGCUGAAAUGUCGCUUUAAAAAUUUUGAAAACAACGGAACCGAACAGCAGUGCUGCCCAUUGGAUUGGAAGCUUUUUUUUACACACUGUUAUUAUUUUUCUGAUGAUGGAAAGCCGUGGAACGACGCUCGAGAUGCUUGUGUGGACAUGAAAUCAGAACUGCUGAUCCUGAAGAACAAAGCGGAGAAGGACUUUAUAUUAAAAAACAUCAGGCCUUUAUUUUACUGGCUUGGUCUGAGUGAUGAGAGAACAGGAGAGUGGGAAUGGCUGGAUGGAACACCAUACCAGAUGGACAAGAGGGAAUGGAUGCCUGGUCAGCCUGAUAACUGGAAAUUACAUGGUCUGGGUGGAGGAGAAGACUGUGCUCACUUCCACAGAGAUGGGCGAUAUAACGAUGAUCACUGCUCCCGAACUUACCGUUUUAUUUGUAAAUCACCUGCACACACACUGUAAUAUUAAACAACACACUCAUCCAUUAUAAAAUAACUGCAAAUAUACUGCUAAUUCAAAAUCUUAUUGCAAUCCCAACAGCGACCACAAAGAGGCACAAUUCACUCACAGUAUAUCCUUGCUUUGGUUACUGACCUUGUAUUUCCUUGACAUUUGUAUUAAUAUUUUUAAGGUUAAUAUGUUAAAAUGUAAUUCUAUUUUUUAUGCUUAUCCUACGAGCAUUACAUUUAAUUAAAAAAAAUCAUGUAA